AUGCGGAGUGAACCCUUCGGAUUGGGCGGCUAUCAAGGAGACGUGGCAGCAGGCGGAAGCGGAAGGGUCGGGGGGGAAUCUGAACGCGCGGGGAAGGCGCGCGAGGGGGAGAGGCGCAGCCGGGGGAGGGAUAAUGGGCGGAGGGGCGGUGGGGGGAUGGAUCCGCGGGUUGCUGGGGAUGGGGGAGGCCCGCACCCAUGUGUCCCACCAGCCGCCAUAGCCCUCUCUGCCGUGCACCGAUUCAACAUGCACCUCGCCUCUGAUAUUCAUUAUGACUUUGACGUCUUUCUCCCAUCCCCAAGAUUCGCACUGCAUGGGGGCGCUGCUGGUAUGGAGAAGGGAAGGAGUGAGGGUAGUGUGGGAGAGAAGGGGGUGGGAGCGGAGGAGGAGGAGGAGGAAGAGGAGGAAGAGGAGGAGGAGGAGGAGGAGGAGGAGGAGGAGGAGGAGGAGGAGGAGGAGGAGGAGGAGGAGGAGGAGGAGGAGGAGGAGGAGGAGGAGGAGGGGGGGGGGGAAGGGGAAGGGCGGGUGCCUAUGCUGGUGGUGUCUGCUGGAGGGAAGGAGGUGGCAGUGCGAGUGGCAGAGGCAAACGAUCUGAGUGAGGAGGAGAGAGAGGAGGCAGUUCUCUACCACAGCUACCGAGGCAUGCUCACUAAGAACACUCAAAUACACUUAGUACCCGAUACAGGCAUACGGCUUGUGAACUGGGCUCCCAAGCAGGCUGCCAGGAGUGCAGGCCCGAGUAGGGUUGUCAAUCUCCUAUCAUCAGACGAUGAGCUAUUCCCAGUCAAGAAGGCACUUCUGCGACCGUGCCUCACACUUACUAAAGCAGUGCAGGACACGAGCCCAGAGCCCGCAACCGUUCAAGUACCCAUCGACUGCUUACUGCUGGACCGAGUGCUGCUGUUCUUAGAGGCGGAUUUCAAGGGGCAGGGGGGAGACUUCCAGUUUGACAUCAACCUCAUUCAAGACCUGAGGGAGGCAGCGAGUGCCUUGGGGCUGAAAAGUCUCCAAGAUCUCUGCGACCAGCGGCAGGGGCUCUUUGAAUCGCGCAUCCGUGAGUACACCUUUGCUGAGGUGGCGGAACGCAAUGUGGGUGGCAACUGUUGGCUGCUUCUGGAUGGCAUGGUGCUGGAUGUAACCAGAUGGUUACCGGAACACCCGGGAGGCGAUACAAUCAUUCCAACUCAGGGGCUCAAUCGGGACUGCACUGUUUUCUUUGAGCUGUACCAUUCAUCACGAGAGUCGUUUCUUUACCUAAGGGUGAGUCAGUAA
Molecule: messenger RNA, 1272 nt
Organism: Closterium sp. NIES-65
Lineage: Eukaryota; Viridiplantae; Streptophyta; Zygnematophyceae; Desmidiales; Closteriaceae
Source: the annotation of a GenBank genome assembly